Molecule: messenger RNA, 1691 nt
Organism: Amaranthus tricolor (Joseph's coat)
Lineage: Eukaryota; Viridiplantae; Streptophyta; Magnoliopsida; Caryophyllales; Amaranthaceae
Exons: 3
Coding region: 446-1429 (327 amino acids)
Source: RefSeq, a predicted model, not a curated record
CCUUCCAAACUUAGCCUUCAGUCCAUUAUGAUCCUAAAUCAUUAUCCAUAUUCCAUAUCAUCAAUUUUUUCUUGUGGCUUAUUUAAGAAUUAACUUUUUUUUUUCAUGCUUAGUUUAAAAUUUUUAUUAAAAAAACUUUUUAUUUCAAAUAUUCCAAAACUUGCUGUUUCACUCUAUUAGACUAUUAAUCUUCAUAUCAAAACUCAAAUCCAUUAAUUAGUAAUUAAAAUUUUCUUUUUGAAAAGAAAAAUGAAGUGGCUCUUACUACUAACUAUUGCUGCAGGCUGCAGCAGCUGCAGUUCACUUACAUGUUUCAUCUCAAAUCAAGAGGAGAGAGAAAAUCCCCAAUAACAUUACUCUCUACUUCCUCUGCCCAGAAAAACCCACAAAAAUUAUCCAUUUUUAAUUUUUGUUUUGCAAUUGAUUUCAAAAAUAAAAAUUAUCAAUGAUUUCAACAUCAAGUUCACAUUGGCUAGACCGGCUCCGGUCAUCAAGGGGAUUUCCUACCGGAGAAGAACCGGAUCUAGAUCGGUUCCUUUCAUCUUCAAGCUCUGGUUCAAAUCCCAUCACCGAAUCGACAACUCACUCCGAGUCAACUCAUUCUCAACCAACGAUUCGAAGGAAAGAUAAACAAACCCAGGAGCGAGACCCAUUUGGAGGGGUACUCAGCGACCUCUUUAAUAUGGGAGGAGAAUCUUCCAGAACUUUCUCAGUUAAAGCUUCUCGUAAACAAUCAAACCCUAGGUUUUGCAGCGUGAGUUCAGACGCCGACUUUCCGAGUUCUUCGGACGAUUUAAAAAGAGAGAAGAGUGAAAAUGGUGGAUUUGUAUCAAGUGGUGAUACUAGCUUGAAUAAAAAGAGGGAAAAUGAAAAUAAUAAAAAUGGGGAAUUUAGGGUUUCGGAUGAUUUUGAAGAAGGAGAAAACGUGGAUUUGAAAUCGUAUACUAGAAAUGAAGUGACGAUAAUUGAUACAAGUUUUCAAGAAUGGAAGAGUGAUAAAUGGGCUUUUAGAAAAAAUGAUGAGUGGAAAAUUAAGGAAAAAAGAAGUAAAUGUAAAUCUGGGAAGAAAAAGAAAUUAUUGGCGGUUAAUAAUUUGGGUGAUAAUCAUAGUAAGAAAUUAGAUGUUGAUGAUGAUGAUAAUCAGAUGAGGAUAAAGAUGAAGAAGAAAGAAGAUGAGAUUUUGUUGCAACAACCAAGUAAAGAACAAAUCCAGAAUGAUAAAGAGAAAGCAACUUUCAAGGAGAGAGAAGGUGUUCUUGGGAGAGUUCGAAAAAAGAGGUAUCCUUGUCCGAGACCGCCCCAAAAGAAUAGAAAUGAUGGGUCGGAAGUGAUCCUGAUAAAGUCGAUCCCACCGAGUGACGGUCAUACAGCCAUAAAACUAACCAAAACCUUUCACAAAAAACGUCCAAAACUGAUGAAGAUUGUAUGAGCAAGUUUUGUCAAUGGAGGAACGGCGAUUUUGGACAAGUUUUUUACAAGGCAAUUGGGAUAACAACGUGUUUACGUUGUAAUCCAGAGGAUCCUAUAAAGUACACUACAUCCAAACAUGGAGCUGGAAGUUGGAAGAUUUGGUCAUUUUUGACUUUGUGCUCCAUAUUCUUGUCUUAAAUUUUGUAAAUUGUGCCCCCCCCCCCCCCUUUUGUUGCUUUAAAAUACUCCAUUUAUCAAUAAAUAUCAUUUCAUUUUUUUUA